CGAAGAUAUUAGUACUUAGUUCACUAAUUUUGUUUCGGUGAACUAGACCAUAACUUGGGAAAUUAGACACUAAUUUAACGGAACCAAUAAUAAUUUUGCUCCAGAAAACAAGAGGAUAGACAAAAUAGUUGUUGAUGGAUCAAACUAAAAAAAAUAUUGUAUUUGAAGAAAAAUUGUAAACAAAUUGAAGAAUAUAGUUGUAUUUAUUGUCUUUGUUAAAAAAGAGUUUAGUUAUCAUUUAAAAUGGCAAAUGAUGUUCCAGCAUUCUUGGAAGUUGGUACUCCAGUGAGUGCUAAAUUUAAAGGUGCUUUUUGUGAAGCUACUAUCAAAUCAUUGAAAAAAAAUGUAAAAUGCAAAGUUCAGUUUAAAGAUGUUAUAUCCAGUUCAGCAGUUGUUCAUGAUGAUGCAAUUGAUGGUCCUUUAAAGGUAAAUGCAGUUGUUCAAGUUUUAUUAGGUGAUGAAAGAAAAGAAGCUGUUAUACAAAAAAUAAACGAUCAUAGCUGGUAUACUGUUGUAUUUGAUGAUGGAGAUGAGCGAACUCUUAGAAGAACAAAUGUUUGUGUUAUGGGGGAGAAACAUUUUAAUGAGCAUGAGAACUUAGAUAACUUACCUUUAACUGACCCAGAAAACUUUUCAUCAAUGGUAGUUAUGCCAGCAGAUAAAAAGAGAAAACGAAGGCGUUCACAUUUAAAUUGUAGUAUUGAAGAAGAAGACUCUGAGAAUGAUGAGUUAAAAUGGAAUCAUGAUAAUAAAAAGUUAAAUGAAAAUAAUAAAGCGUAUUUGGGAAAGGUCAAUUGAGAAGGCUCUUUCCUACCAUGAUCUUGGUGAACUACCAAAAGGCUGGAAUAUAUUAGAUACAAUAGAUGAAAAGGAUGAUAGCUCUGACGAUGAUGUUUCUUUGUCUCAAACAUUGUCAUCAGAAACAAAGAUAUUUUUAGAAAAUUUGUAUUCAUUUAUGGAACAAAAUGGUACACCUAUUACUAAAGAACCUACAUUGAAUAACCAGGCUGUCAAUUUGCAUAAGAUGUUUGAAUUAGUAACACAACAUGGUGUUUUAGAAGAGAUUUCAAACCAACAAUGGAAAAGUAUUUACACUAAACUUGGUUUGAGAAAUUUUAAUUCUACAGCUACUAUAAAUAUGAAAAAUUUAUUUAGAAAAUAUCUACGGCCUUAUGAAGAACAUUUAAGUUUAUUUUCCAAGUCAUCUCCUAGCAACUCGCCAAAACAGUGUAAAUCCAAAUCUAAACGUUCCAGUCCUCUAAAAGGGGAAGUAGAAAACCAAUCAAUAGUUUCAGAAAGUGAUUCUGAACCAGAUAGGAGACGAUCGAGUCGUUUAUGUCGUAUUGUAGAAAGACCAUUAGCAAUACCAACAGAGUCAAUUAGAGAUGAUAUAGAUGUAAAUAGUAGGACUAUUUCAUCACAAAAUGAACUUGACAUAAAACUUGAAAGUGAAGAUGUUGAUGUAAAACUUGAAGGAGAAGAUGUAGACGUAGUCAAUAGUCCUAACACUUCUGUUACAAGUGAAGAAAUUGAGAAUAGAAACUGUAAUGAAAUUAAUAGCAAAUAUAAAGCUGGGACUAGAAUCUCUGUACAUUAUGGAAGUGGUAAAAAUCAACGGUUAUAUAAUGCAAAAAUUUUAGAAGUGGAUGAAGAAAAUGAUGAAGUUGUUUAUUAUAUUCAUUAUAACAAUUGGAAUCAUAGAUAUGAUGAAUGGGUAAAAGAUGAACGCAUUGCUGGUUUAAGUGCACCUACUAAAAAGCGACACUCAACUCCUCCAGCACCAUUAUCAAAAAUUGCUAAAGAUCCACCACUACGAUAUAAGCAACGAUCCUCAUCAAUUAAUGAUAAUGAGACAUCUGCAAAAUAUGUUCAUACUGAAAUAAAUAAACUCAGCAAAUCUCCUCUACAAAAUUUUGAGCUUCCUCAAUCACCUCAACAGUCUCCUGUUUACUCCAAUGAUUCAUCUAAGUCCUCUUUAUGUAGCGGUGCUUCAAUAAAGUCUCCUUUGUAUAACAGUGAAGCACAGUUUAAUGAUACUGAAUCUCCAAAGUGUGCUAAUUCUAUGAAAUCUUUAAAUCGACAAAAAUCAAGCGAUACCACUCCCGAUAAGCUUAAUAGUGGCAAUCAGGUUAAGUCAAUACAUCGUCUUAAGCCAAUAUCUGACUCACUAUUUAUACCAGAUAUUAAACCAAGUCCUGUUAAACCAAGAAUGACAAGAAAUUCAAUGCAAGAUACCUUUUUAUUAAAUGCUUUAGAGGAGAGUAUUGGGAAACCAAAUCAGAGUAUUGUAAAUUCUCAAUUGGAUAAUUCAUUAAAAUUAGAGGGACCAAGGCGCUCUAGUCGACAACAAGCUAUGAAUCAAGAUCAAAGUGCAGAAAGCGAUAUUAGUAGUAAAGAUGGGGACAAGGAUUAUAAUACUAAAAAAGAUGAAGAACAUGACGAAGUAGAACAUAAAAUAAAUAUAUAUGAUAAACCUUUUUUAAUUGUUAAUAGAUUAGAAACAAAUCGCUUUGAUGGUCAAGAAAAUUCUGCAAGAGAUGAUUCUGUUAAAAAAUGGAUUGAGGAUUCAAAGAAUGUAAUUAAAGUUGAUAUUGUAGAAACAAUAGAUCAUGCUUAUGAUACAAUUAACUUAAAACCAGAGGUAAACUUGAUUAGCGAAGAGACAGUUAUAGAUAAAGUUGCUGCUCCAGCUGAACAAAAUACUAAUAAUAAUAUGAAUAGUAAAAAACAAGAAACUGUCAGAACAAAUGAAACUCAUGCUUUAAAUGAUUUCUGCAGUAUAGUGGAGCAUGCACCUAAAUUAGAAACAUUAACAGAUUCAAUAGAAACUCAGACUAAACUUAUGCCUUUUUCACCUUCCAAAACAAGUGAUAAAAUUCGUAAGAAAAAGCUAGUCGAUAGACAAAAAAGAAAGCGAAAUUCUUCUGUAGGUUACGAUGAUAGCAUAAAGAGUCCCAUCAAAGAAAAAAAGGAAAGAAAACCACCUGUUCUUGAAUAUAAAAUCGAUUUUAUGUCUGAUUUAGCCUUUGCGUUAGAAAAAAAGGAUUCAGUCCAAAGAAUUGCUUUGAUGCAAUUUCGCUUAAACGAAAUGAGUAAACUUUACUGCAAAUUACGCUCGGAAGUUGCAAGUAUCGAUCGAAAAACUAAGCGAAAACUACGGAUUCAACUUGAUAACCGACGCUCCAACAAUGUGUAAAAACCUUUACACAUGAAAAAAAAAAAUUUAAUACUUGUUUUAAACGUGUAAAUAUAAUGCAGUUUAUUGGAAAAUUAUUAUAAAGGCAAAUAAAUUUAUAUAAUUAUUAUAAUGACAAUUAAGUUUGUGU
Messenger RNA from Hydra vulgaris (swiftwater hydra), 3326 nucleotides. Lineage: Eukaryota; Metazoa; Cnidaria; Hydrozoa; Anthoathecata; Hydridae. The record is from RefSeq and is a predicted model, not a curated record.